This is a messenger RNA of Lagopus leucura (white-tailed ptarmigan), 557 nucleotides long. RefSeq names its product transcription activator BRG1-like. The record is from RefSeq and is a predicted model, not a curated record. Gene Ontology annotation, cellular component: nucleus. Gene Ontology annotation, biological process: positive regulation of transcription by RNA polymerase II. Gene Ontology annotation, molecular function: DNA binding; ATP binding; transcription factor binding. The transcript has 3 exons. The annotation marks the transcript as partial. Lineage: Eukaryota; Metazoa; Chordata; Aves; Galliformes; Phasianidae.
CGCCCGGCUGCCACGUCUGUCUGUCUGUCUGUCCAUCUGUCCCACAGGAGGAGGAGGAGGAGCAGCCGCAGCCGGCGCAGCCCACGCUGCCCGUGGAGGAGAAGAAGAAAAUCCCGGAUCCCGACAGCGACGACGUCUCCGAGGUGGACGCGCGGCACAUCAUCGAGAACGCCAAGCAGGACGUGGACGAUGAGUACGGCGUGUCGCAGGCGCUGGCGCGGGGCCUGCAGUCGUACUACGCCGUGGCGCACGCCGUCACCGAGCGCGUGGACAAGCAAUCCACACUGAUGGUCAACGGGGUCCUCAAGCAGUACCAGAUCAAAGGGUUGGAGUGGUUGGUGUCGCUGUACAACAACAACCUCAACGGGAUCCUGGCCGACGAGAUGGGGCUGGGGAAAACCAUCCAGACCAUCGCGCUCAUCACGUACCUCAUGGAGCACAAGCGGAUCAACGGCCCCUUCCUCAUCAUCGUCCCCCUCUCGUGAGAGCUGCUCUGCCCGCCCUGCCGCCUCCAAACCCUCUGGCUCCGUCCCCUCCAUCCCCUCUGGCUCCAUCCC